AUGGCGGCCGCCGCGCCCACGGACCCGGCUGCGGCCUGGGUGAUCUUCGAGGACGUGUUCGUGUACUUCUCCCGGGAGGAGUGGGGGCUCCUGGGCGAGGCCCAGCGGCGCCUGUACCGCGACGUGAUGCUGGAGAACUUCGCCCUCGUGUCCUCGCUGGGUUGCUGGCGAGACGCCGACCGUGCGGCAGCCCCUCCCGAGCAGCGCGCCCCUGCGGACGCAUCGUGGGACCGGACGCCCGAGCCGGGUCCCUUUGUCCAGAGAGCCCACCCGUGGGAGGUGUGUGACCCGCUCCUCAGGGGCGCUGUGCCCCUGGGCGAUGUCCAGGGACCGCACCCCACGCAGGAACCGUGCACACGCGGCCCAGGUGCGAGAGGACCCUCGGGCCGCGCAGACGCGGACCCGCAGGAGGAGGAGCGCGGCGCAGGGGUCCCCCGCAGCGGGGAUGGCGGUGGGGCCGCGCUCGGGAAGAGCUGUGCUGCCCGCACGUCAGGGGGGCCCUUCCCUUGCGAGGAGGAGGGGAUGGACUUGCUGGGCAGCUCUGGCCUCCUCCGGCCCCGGACCCCUCACUGCGGGCUGAGCCCUCACCAGAGGGCCGGGCUCGGCGGAGGCCUGCCCCGAGGCAGCGUGUCCCAGGAGAUGGGCGCUCCGGUUCACCACCGGAGGCUUCACGGCAGGGAGGCCGCCCACGUGUGUGAGGAGUGCGGGAAGGCCUUCGCCCACCCGUCCCACCUCCGGGCGCACCGGAAGCUGCACCCGGGGAGGACGCAUCACACGUGCGGCGACUGCGGCAAGGCCUUCGGCCGCAAAGACACGCUGGCCCAGCACCGGCGGGUGCACACCGGGGAGCGGUCCUACGACUGCGGCGAGUGCGGCAAGGCCUACAGCCGGAGCUCCCACCUGGCGCAGCACCAGCGCGCGCACACCGGGGAGCGGCCCUACGCGUGCGGGGACUGCGGCAAGGCCUUCGGCCGCAAGGACACGCUGGCCCAGCACCGGCGCUUCCACACCGGGGAGCGGCCCUACGCCUGCAGCCAGUGCGGGAAGCUCUUCAGCCAGAGCUCCCACCUGAUGGAGCACUGGAGGACCCACACCGGGGCCCGGCCCUACGAGUGCAUCGAGUGCGGCAAGUUCUUCGGCCACAACUCCAGCCUCCUCAAGCACCGCAGGGCCCACACGGGCACCCGGGCCCACGUGUGCCCCAAGUGCGGGAAGGCGUUCGGCUGCAAGGACACGCUGGUGCAGCACCAGGUCACCCACACCGGGGCCCGGCCGCACGCGUGCGGCGCCUGCGGGAAGGCCUUCAGCCGCAAGGACACGCUGGCGCAGCACCAGAAGACCCACACGGGGGAGCGGCCGUACGCCUGCGGCGAGUGCGGCAAGCGCUUCAGCCACAACUCCAACCUGAUCGUGCACCAGCGGGUCCACACCGGGGCCAAGCCCUACGCGUGCGGCGAGUGCGGGAAGCGCUUCAGCCACAACUCCAGCCUCAUCCUGCACCGGCGCGUGCACUCGGGCGCCAGGCCGUACGUGUGCGGCGAGUGCGGGAAGGCCUACAUCAGCUCCUCCCACCUCGUCCAGCACAAGAAGGUGCACACGGGAGCGAGGCCCUACGCGUGCGGCGAGUGCGGGAAGUUCUUCAGCCGCAGCUCCAGCCUCCUGCUGCACCGCCGGGUGCACACGGGAGAAAAGCCGUACGUGUGCGGCGCCUGCGGGAAGGCCUACGGCAGGAGCUCCCACCUGGCCCGGCACCAGAAGGCUCACACGGGAGCGAGGCCUCGCGACCGCGACGGUUUGGGGGGCCCCUUGGCGGCGUCUCUUGGACUCGUGUAG
Messenger RNA from Pipistrellus nathusii (Nathusius's pipistrelle), 1833 nucleotides. The record is from the annotation of a GenBank genome assembly. NCBI's taxonomy places the organism in Eukaryota, Metazoa, Chordata, Mammalia, Chiroptera, Vespertilionidae.